AUGUUCCAGCCUUACGGGGUGUUACAAGGCUUGUGUAGCCUGUCCUCCAAUGCUCCUACUGCAGUUAUCUUGCUCACGAAUAUAUCUAUAGCUCAGACAACGAUACCUGUUUGUUCCGGACACGGGGAACUCUCAGCGCAGGACAUCUGUGUAUGUGAAAUUGGCUAUUCUAUUACAUCUGACGGUUUAGGAUGCACGGCAGAAGGGGACGACGAUGCAGAUCAUGAUCAUAAUCAUGAUCACGAGGAAGAGUGUAGUGGGUAUGGGCAUAUGCACGACGGCGAAUGCCACUGCUCAGCGGGAUAUUCAUCUGUCAAUAGCAAUGGAACUGCAUGUGAAUUAAUCUUAGAGCCAGAAUAUUUCAUGGAUAUGUUGAUAGAAAAGUACUUCAACACUACAACCAAUCGCAUAUACGCUGAUGGUAUCGAUAAACUCAUAGAUAGUUUGGGUACCGCGACAACCGUGGCGGCCGACGACAAGUCAUGUAGUGGCAACGGUCACUGGGACAAUACCGAGUGUCACUGCGAUUCUGGUUAUACGCUGAGUGAAGACGGAAGGCAAUGCACUGCUUCUAGUAGAAGGAGACAAACCACUGAAGAAGUUGUAACUCCAUGUUUGAAUGGCCAGUCCCUAUUUAAGUUAUACCAAAUCGAUAUGGAUGAAGGCGCCACUGAGCUUCAAUUUUCUGCCAACUUCAGUCCCGCAAUCGUACAAAUGAUCGAAAGCGGUGCGUGCACCGUUUCCACAGUGGCCACCGACGAUACAGAUUCUACAGAUGCACCUUCCAAAGGCCAGGCAUAUCUUUACGCCAUGGUCUCUGUGUUCAUCAUCAGUCUUACCUCUUUAGGUGGUGUAAUGGUCAUUCCCGCAGUUUUAAAAGCUCCCAAAACCGCGAAAUGGGUACUGAUGGCUCUAGUAGCUUUGGCAGUCGGUGUGUUGCUUGGUGAUGCUGUUCUGCACUUACUUCCUAUCGCCCUGGGUGUGCAUGUGCAUUCAGAUGAUGGUGGUCUGGUAGUCCUUUCCGGAAAUGAGGUUGUCUACCGUACGAUAACAGUGUGCGCGGGGUUGUUCUUCUUUGUUGUACUUGAGGGGAUCCUGGAUGGAGCCGGAUUAGGACAACACGGACACAGUCAUGAAGGUAUUUCUCCCGAGGACAUGGUAGACUUGGGUAUGAAGAUGCAAGAAGAAGAAUUAAUCACAGAUGCUGGACUGGAGUCUGGGCAUACGCACGAAACCACACACGAGCCUGCCACCAGUGGGAACGACUCCGACAGCAGUGAUUUGAGCGAUCGCGUCAAGGUCACAAAUACGAUAGACGGUGAUCGUAUACAGAUAGAGAAAGAUGUCAAGCCGAUAGGCGGCGCUGACGGUUAUGACAGUGUUAAAAUUAACAAAGAUACUGAUGAGAAGGUUGAUAUUCUAAAUAUAUAUUAUAUUACAAGAUAA
Sphaeroforma arctica JP610 is the source of this 1446-nucleotide messenger RNA. RefSeq lists its product as hypothetical. Gene Ontology annotation, cellular component: membrane. Gene Ontology annotation, molecular function: zinc ion transmembrane transporter activity. Gene Ontology annotation, biological process: intracellular zinc ion homeostasis; zinc ion import across plasma membrane. The transcript has 2 exons. The record is from RefSeq and is a predicted model, not a curated record. Bases 1 to 1446 code for a protein of 481 amino acids. Lineage: Eukaryota; Ichthyosporea; Ichthyophonida.